UCAAUUCAAACAUGCCCUCAUCACUUUUUUCCAUGUAGCUUCUGUACCUUGUUCAUCCAUGGACACUCUCAACAUUUCAACCUCCACCAACUUUCCAAUCCCAACCUUCUGCCACCCCAAACUUCUCAACCGAAAAUUCCCAUCAACACAUAACAAACCCAAAACCCCAUUUCACAGAAACCCUUUUUCACUCUAUCUAUCAAGUUCCACCGCCAGAAAGUUUCAAACUUGGGCGCAUUUUGGUCGACCCACUAACCGCCGCAACUUCCUGAGGAAGAAGCUCCUCCAUGAUCACCAGGUACGCCCUAAGGAUGACCCUUCUUCUGUUUCCGGUUGUGGGGUGGAAGAGAGUGGUGAUGGUGUUAAAGGGGUAUCUGUUGUGGACAAUUUAGUUGAACUGGAAAAACCAAAAUCCAAACAUUUGGGUGAGUCUGUUUUGUGGAAUAAAUUGGAGAAUUGGGUCGAUCAGUAUAAGAAAGAUAUUGAGUAUUGGGGUGUUGGGUCUGGUCCUAUAUUCACUGUCUAUCAUGAUUCCCUUGGAGGUGUCAAAAGGGUCUCAGUUGAUGAAGAAGAGAUAUUGAGAAGAAGCAGGGUUGGGAGAGAUGUAAUUGAGGACUUCCCUCACGUGAGAAGUAAAAUUCUGGAUGCUAAGAACAUGGCUAGGGAGAUGGAGAAUGGGAAUAAUGUGAUUGCAAGGAAUAGUUCUGUGGCUAGGUUUGUGGUUCGAGGUGAGUUGGAGGGUGGUUUUGUUAAGGCUGUCCAAGGUUUUGUUUCUCAGCCCAGAUUGCUACCAAAGCUUUCGGGGGUUGGCAGAAAAGUGUUGUAUUGCUUGGUUGUUCUGUGGGCUGUGAAGAAAUUGUUUGCUUUUGGAGAUAAGGAGGUCCAGUAUUCAGAAAUGGAGAAGGAAAUGAUGAGGAGAAAGGUAAAGGCGAGAAAGGAGAAAGAGAUUUUGGUGAAGGGUGCUGUUGAAGUCAUUCCUGAACCUUCGGAGACACCAGUGGUAGAUGUAAAAAAGCCUAAGUUAGAUAAGGAACAACUUAGGAAUAAUAUUCUGAAAGUUAAGGCUUCUGCUGAUAAACUUGUUAUCAAGGAUUCAUCCGCUAAAGUGACAACAAGAUCCAUGGAUAUGGACUAUAAAGUUCAAGAAAUAAGAGAAAUGGCUAGGCGGGCACGGAAAAUUGAGGGGAGAGAUCAUUCCCCAAUUAAUAGGGAUAUGGAAAUGGAGGACCGUGUGAUUGAGAAUUCAUCCAAUGAGGAUGAAGUGGUAAAAAAGGGUAGCGAACAAGAUAACAGUUUAAGUAAUCAUCCAAACGAAGUUGCAAGGAAAAGUAUAGAUAGUAAUCCAAUUCUGCAACCAACUUCUGUUGAUGUUGCAGAGAACAUUGAUAAUUCAGUACUGUAUGAGGUGCUUCCUGCAGAUGCACACAAUUCGUAUGCUUCAGAUGUCAUAGUUCCUGGUGAUAUGGAAAUAAAUAAAGAGGAAACCGAAUUUACUGAAAACAAAGUGCAUCUGAAGAACAGAGAAAACUACAAACCCUCAGAUAUUCCCAUUAGUGGCUCAUCUAUGAUAAAUGAAAGUUCUGUGAAGAAGAAACCAAGGAUCAUACGAUCUGUUAAGGAAGCUAGGGAUUAUCUUUUGAAAAAACAAGACAAACAGGAUCUCGACACAGAAUCCAAAACUGAACUCAUGAAAGAAAAUAUUGCUGAUUUGAAGUCUUCAAGUGUUAUUGAUUUGAAUAACCAGAAGUACCAGAAUUUGGAGGUGGACAAAAUAGUGUCUAGAAGUGACACAUUAAAUGGAAUAUCAGAUUCUAAGCCUGUCAUAAAUGCUAGUGAAGAUUCUAAUGAGAAGGACGAGGAACUUAGCCCAACAAAGAAUGACUAUGUCAAAGAUUCUGGUAUUGAACCUGGAUUGGAAGACCUUCAAAAGUCCCUCUCAACGAAAUUAGACUGUGAAGUUAAUGCCAAUGGUACAGAGACAAGGCUAUCUGUAAAGCCAGAAAAUUUGCUGGAGAAAAACCUCCACGAAGUUGAGCCCAUAGUUGAGCAAAUUAGAAGUGAUACUCUAAAUGAGUCAUCAGAUUCUAAGCCUGCCACAAAUCCUAGUGAAGAUUCUAAUCAGAAGGAUAUGGAGUUUGGCCUAACAAAGGAUGAUGUCUUCGAAGACACUGGUGUUGAAUCUAGCAUAGGAAAUCUUCAAAAGUAUGACGCCACUUUAGACCAUGAAGUUAAUGGCAUUGGUAAAGAGACAAGGCUAUCUCGAAAUCCCGAAAGUUGGCUGGACAAAACCUUCCAUGAAGUUGAGCCCAUAAUUGAGCAAACUAGAAGUGAUACAUUAAAUGAAUCAUCAGAUUCUAAGCCUGCCACAAAUCCUAGUGAAGAUUCUAAUAAGAAGGAUAUGGAGUUUGGCCUAACAAAGGAUGAUGUCUUCAAAGACACUGGUGUUGAAUCUAGCAUAGGAAAUCUUCAAAAGUCUGACACCACUUUAGACCAUGAAGUUAAUGGCAUUGGUAAAGAGACAAUGCUAUCUGGAAAGACAGAAAAUUGGUUGGACAAAAACUUCCAUGAAGUUGAGCCUCUAAUUAAGCAAAUUAGAGCAGGAUUUAGAAAUAACUACAUGGCUGCAAAAGAGAGAGUUGAUCAACCUUUAGAUAUACCCACUGAGAUGGAAUCCUUCGGAGGUAUUGAAGAUGGUGGAGAACUUGACUGGAUGCACGAUGAUCAUCUCAGAGACAUUGUCUUUCGAGUCCGCGAGAAUGAAUUGUCUGGACGGGACCCAUUUUAUUUGAUGAAUGCUGGAGAUAAAGAAACAUUCUUCAGAGGUCUUGAGAAAAAGGUGGAAAAAGAAAAUACAAAACUUUCUCACAUACACGAAUGGCUCCAUUCAAAUAUUGAAAAUAUUGAUUACGGAGCAGAUGGCAUUAGUAUAUAUGAUCCACCAGAGAAAAUCAUACCACGCUGGAAAGGGCCUCCUGUGGAGAAAAUUCCUGAGUCUCUAAAUGAAUUCCUUGAUCAAAGAAAGACAAGUUCCACCAGAAAUAUGAACCUGGUGAAGAAGGAUGAGAGUGGCUUUGCUAAAAAAUCAGCUGAUUCCUCUUUACAAGGAAAGGUCGAUAGUUCUAUAGAACGUACUAAGAAGGUGAAAAAUCCAAAGACUGUUAUUGAAGGAAGUGAUGGUUCUGUUAAAGUUGGCAAGAAAUCAGGGAAGGAAUAUUGGCAGCACACAAAGAAAUGGUCUCAAGGUUUUUUGGAGUCUUACAAUGCAGAGACAGAUCCAGAAAUUAAGUCCAUAAUGAAGGAUAUGGGGAAGGGUUUGGAUCGGUGGAUCACUGACAAAGAAAUAGAGGAAGCAGCUGAUCUAAUGAACAAACUACCAGAUAGGAAUAGGAAUUUCAUGGAAAAGAAACUUAACAAGAUUAAAAGAGAGAUGGAGUUGUUUGGACAGCAAGCAGUGGUUAGCAAAUAUCGUGAAUAUGCAGACGAUGAAGAGGAAGAUUACUUGUGGUGGUUGGAUCUUACACACGUACUGUGCAUUGAAUUGUACACAGUUGAAAAUGGAGAAGAUAAAGUAGGAUUAUAUUCUUUGGAGAUGGCCGAAGAUCUUGAAUUGGAACCUAAGCCAUAUCAUGUGAUCGCUUUCCAAGAUGCUGGUGACUGCAAAAAUCUUUGUUACAUCAUUCAGGCUCAUCUAGAAAUGCUUGGAAGUGGUCAUGCCUUUGUUGUUGCACGGCCUCCUAAGGAUGCUUUUCGAGAAGCUAAAGCAAAUGGAUUUGGUGUUACGGUCAUCAAGAAAGGUGAACUUCAGCUCAAUAUAGACCAACCACUAGAAGAAGUGGAGGAACAAAUUGCAGAGAUUGGCAGCAAAAUGUACCACGAUAUGAUGAUGAAGGAGCGAUCCGUGGAUGUAAACUCAUUAAUGAAGGGUGUAUUUGGUUUUAGUGACCGCUCCAUCAAGAAGAGGUUAAAGCGGAAGUUGAAGAAACCCAAAAAGGGAUGAUGGUUCUCAAACUUUCAACAAUAUGACACAGUUGAAGACAGUGAAACUUCUCUACCCCAAACAUUGAAUACGAAGGCUUACAUAUUUUGUAUGAAGCAAGCGACUUGUUUCUAGAACAUAUAUUUCUUACCAGAUUUUACUGUACUCACGAGGAGAUGGAGACAGCAUGUCAUCAUAAGUCUGCGCAGUUGAAGAAAAUGAUGUCAUGCAUGCAUGGUGAGCACGUGGUGUCAUCCUUUAAACUUUUGUACUUUGUUUUUUCCUACAAAUCACAAUUUCUUUGUAUAUAACUGAGAAAGAAGUAGUUAUGAACUUAUUAUAUUAGAGCUCCACCUGUAGAAAAAGUAAGAAGUGGGGCUUUUAAUUUUUUUAUUAUUAAUCUGUAGGAUUUUGCUCCUUUGCUCCAUUUCACUAAAAUGCUGUUUCUAUUGAUAUGUAAAGAGAAACCUUUU
Messenger RNA from Abrus precatorius (Indian licorice), 4449 nucleotides. RefSeq lists its product as uncharacterized. The record is from RefSeq and is a predicted model, not a curated record. The coding region runs from base 59 to 3997 and encodes 1312 amino acids. Lineage: Eukaryota; Viridiplantae; Streptophyta; Magnoliopsida; Fabales; Fabaceae. The transcript is spliced from 5 exons.